Molecule: messenger RNA, 1309 nt
Organism: Mus musculus (house mouse)
Lineage: Eukaryota; Metazoa; Chordata; Mammalia; Rodentia; Muridae
Product: RIKEN cDNA 9130401M01 gene
Exons: 6
Coding region: 95-1213 (372 amino acids)
Source: RefSeq, marked provisional
CUUGGCGCGGCUGCUGUCGCGCGCUUUGGAGGCUGGGUGAUGGGCGUCGCUCUAGGUGUCGCCUCGUUUCGAGGUCCAGUUGCACUUCCGCGCGAUGGAGACCGGAUGCUGGGUGCUGGGCGGCGAAUUUGAGGACUCGGUGUUCGAGCAGAGGCCGGAGCGCCGGCCCGAGCCGCCCUCCCCCUACCGCGCCAAGCUCUGCGAGCCGCAGUGGUUUUAUGAAGAGACAGAAUGUAGUGACGAUAUUGAAGUUCUCACUCUCAAGAAAUUCAGAGGGGACCUGGCCUACAGACGACAGGAAUACGAGAAAGCCCUGCAGGAAUACUCCAGUAUCUCCGAACAGUUACCAUCUACUAAUUUUGCCAUGAAAAGGGAUGUCCAAGAAGGCCAGGCUCGGUGUCUGGCUCACCUUGGGAGGCAUGAGGAGGCGCUGGAGAUGGCAGCAGACCUGGAAAGCAAAGCCACCAACACAGACCAUCUGACCGUGGUGCUCCACCUCCACCUGGCCGUCUUUUCCAGCCUGCAGAGCCGGGAGCACACGAUCCUCUGCCUGCACAAGCUGAUUGCUUUGCACCCGCUCAACCCGUGGAGCUGGUGUAAGCUGGCAGAGGCAUACCUGAGUCCAGGGCCCGGCCUGCCAGCAGGCGUGUCACCGCAGGGACAGAAGAGUUCUGCCUCAAGUGACAAGGCCGUCGGUCCCUCCUCUGUACACUCGGGAACAGGCUCUCUUUUGUCUUUGCCCACGACCUUGCCUGAGAAUGCACUGCUCUCCGUGGAAGCGAGUGGUAGUGCUCAGGAGAAUAUGCCUUCCCUGGCAAGGCGGAGGGAAGAGGCACAGAUGGAGGCUCGGAGGAAAGCAUGCGCCUCUCUGCUCCGCGCCAGGCUCCUGCUUCAGCUCGCCCAGUCUCAGCAAACAUCAUUCGCGUUGGAGAAGAACUUGAGGACUCAGCAGGAAAUUGCAGGGAAAGUGAAGGACUUCAACUUUAGGGAAGAUACUUUGCUGUUGAUGGAGGAGGCUAUGGGGGAAGACAUUGUCCCAGAAAAGAUAAAAGAGGAGCUUCAUUCGGAGGUGAAGUGUGUGGGCCCCGGAGCCCUGACUGCCAUGGUGGUUGCGUCCUCCAAAGAGUUUGAAGACAAGUGGUUCAGAAAGAUCAAAGACCAUUUCUGUCCCUUGGGAAAUCAGUUCCACGUGGAGGUUGAGAUCAUCGCUUAGGAAACCAAUCCCGAACCUGAAUAUCCUUGUUUACUUAGAUCUGUGCAAUCAUGGAAAGCUCAAAUAAAGAGGAUUCUUUAUAUUGUUUAUACAAAA